GUUCCGUCCCAGUCAUGAUCUUCUACGGCGACGGCGGCAGCGGCGGCACGAUGGUCCUCCCGCCGCCUCCUCCUCCACCCGGGCACCACCUCCUCCACCCGCACCCGGGCAUGGUCGUCCACCUGCCAAUGCAGAUGCCGGUGCACAUGCACCCGCCGCCGAUGGACCAGUUCGCCUUCGCCCGCUUCCACCUCGAUCCGCAGCCGCCGGCGGAGCUCCAGGUGCGGGACGUGUGGUACUGGAACCUCGCGGAGGAGAUGUCCGCCAUCACCGCCCUCCUGCCCACGCACCCCGUGGUGUGCAUCGACACGGAGUUCCCGGGCACCGUCUACGACUCGCCCACGCCGCGCUACCUGCGCGACCCGCACCACAACUACACACUCGUGCGCCGUAACGCCGACGAGCUCAAGAAGCUGCUGCAGCUCGGCCUGACCCUCGUCGGAGCCGACGGGCCCCACCCCGUCGUCUGGCAGUUCAACUUCUGGGGCUUCGACGAGGCCCUCGACCCGCACGCGCCGGCCUCCGUCGCCAUGCUCAAGGCCCACGGCAUGGACUUCCACAACCUCCGCGAGCACGGCAUCGACCCGCUCGACUUCGCCGCGGAGUUCGCGCGCUCCGGCCUCACGCGCAGCCACCGCUCUCCCGACCUCACGUGGGUGGCCUUCUCCGGCUCCUACGACUUCGCCUACCUCGCCAAGGUGCUCCGCGGCGGCAGGCGGCUGCCGGACAAGCUGGACGACUUCCGGAACCUGGUGGGGAAGCUGUUCGGGCCCUCGGUGCUCGACGUCAAGUACAUUGCCAAGGCCUGCGGUCUGCGCGGCGGGCUGGAACAGGUGGCCGCGGCGCUCGGCGUCGAGCGCGCCGCCGGACGCGCGCACAACGCUGGCUCUGACAGCCUGCUCACCGCCGACGUGCUGCAGGUCAUGGUGUCGCGCUUCUUUCCCCCCGACUUCGACUUGCGAACGAUUUACGGAGGAGCCAUCGAUGGCCUCGCUGUGUGA
Molecule: messenger RNA, 1001 nt
Organism: Lolium perenne
Lineage: Eukaryota; Viridiplantae; Streptophyta; Magnoliopsida; Poales; Poaceae
Product: probable CCR4-associated factor 1 homolog 11
Cellular component (GO): CCR4-NOT complex
Molecular function (GO): poly(A)-specific ribonuclease activity; nucleic acid binding
Source: RefSeq, a predicted model, not a curated record